GGACAGGUUCGAUGCUCAUUGAAUCUGGAGGACCCGCAUCCUGCAUUCCUCGUAUGCCACAACCUCGAUACGACAAAGUCAUUAGGACUUAUAUCAUCAAACUUUUGUCCACCAAAAUCGCCCGCACAAUCGUUUACAAUGCCUACCUUCCAUCCUCUUCGUAUCCUGCUACCGCUCCUGUCGUUAUGCGCAAUAACCGCGUACUGCAUGCCGUUUGCCCAGCAGGGCGAUGAUUUCGUCGCUACUGUGACGGUAGCAACCGUCACGAUACAGCCGACUCAGGCAUCGCUCACCGCCGGCGCUGCUGAACCAACCGCAAAAGGGCUCUUGAGCUAUCUGCCAGAACCGGACAGACGCGGCACCAUGGACAUCAUCUUGAGUUGCGUUGUAACGCUAUUCCUAUGCAUCUGGACCACUGUCGCAAUCAACAUCGAGCCAGUCAUCAAACCCGGCAAGGCCGGCUGGAUCGCAGCGAUCGACCGUCUCCUGGCCGACCGCUCGGUCCGGAAGGUGGGCUGGAGCCUUACCAGUCUCAUGGUGCCCGAAGCAACAAUGACGAUCGCCGCAUACGAGAUGUGUACGGCGCGGCUGCUGCGUCGCGCGAUGCAAAAGACUAUGCAAGCGCGAGACGCCGCUGCCGGCGAUCGAAAGGAGAGCGACGACCGGGGGCCCAAGUCCGAAGUCCGACAGCAGAUCGAUGUCAAGCAGAAGCCCGAGGAUUGGAUGGAUCUGAAACUCCCGUUCUACGCCGUCAUGGGCGGGUUCAGGGUUGUCUACCAGCAUGAUCGGGAGGAUGCCCAUGCUGAAGGCGCGGCGCCCGCACAGGAGGGCCAGCAGGAAGAACCGAGAUUCGCUACUGAGCCGGAGGGUUCGCAGGCGGGGAAUAAUGCUUCGAGCGGUACGAACAGGAAACAGAAACACACGUGUACGGCCAACGGUACCUAUGCGAAGAGCUGUAGUCGCCAGGCCGGGUUCUUGUCCAACAUAAAGUACGGCACCAAGAAGAAGUGUCCCUGGUUCGUCAAAGAUCUGUACACCGGGGAGUCCGCCGGCACACUCACGCCUCACGGUGUACUCUGGAUGGCAGAGAGGGGCUGGCUGCCCCUCGUCUCCCCAGACUUUGUCGACGACAAGUCGAAGGUCGAUGCUCUGGCAAAGAUAUUGGUGUGCUUCCAGGCUUUCUGGAUGAUAAUGCAGGCGAUCGGACGAGUGGCCGCAAAUCAGCCCGUCACCUUGCUCGAACUCCACACGGUCCUGCACGUUGUGUGUGCUGGAACGAUGUACACCACUGUAUGUUUCACCGUUCGAACGGCAGAUAUUCGCGGUAGUAUGUACUCGGAGGCACGUAGCUAACACGUUCCACAGUGGUUCAAGAAGCCGGUCGACAUCGACCUCCCGACCGAAAUCUUCCUCACCUACGAACAAUUCGACGAGCUACGGCGGGCGAGCCAAGUCACCGACGACCU
This is a messenger RNA of Tricharina praecox, 1466 nucleotides long. RefSeq lists its product as uncharacterized. The transcript is spliced from 3 exons. The record is from RefSeq and is a predicted model, not a curated record. NCBI's taxonomy places the organism in Eukaryota, Fungi, Ascomycota, Pezizomycetes, Pezizales, Pyronemataceae. The coding region runs from base 139 to 1353 and encodes 404 amino acids.